Molecule: messenger RNA, 774 nt
Organism: Clonostachys rhizophaga
Lineage: Eukaryota; Fungi; Ascomycota; Sordariomycetes; Hypocreales; Bionectriaceae
Source: the annotation of a GenBank genome assembly
AUGUCUCUAAAGGGAAAGGUUGCAGUUGUGAGCGGAUCGUCCGCGGGUAUCGGGGCUGCGAUAGCCAAGGAGUUAUCAGCCCGAGGGGCCACUGUCGCCAUCAAUUAUCCCUUCCCAGGCGAAAAAGAGAAUGCAGACACGGUUUUGAAGAGCCUUGGCCCAGAAGCCACAGCGAUCACCGUCGAAGCGGACUUGUCAACUUUCGAAGGACCAAAACUGCUAGCCAAAGCAGUGAAGGAAGCUUUUGGCAAGAUCGACAUUUUGGUCAACAAUGCUGGUGUCGUCCUUACCUCUGAGCUCGAUGAGCCAGACGACAAGGUUUUUGCAGAGAUCUGGGACAAAAGCAUCAAUUUGAACGGUCGUGGGACCUUACUGCUCACCAGGGCGUGCUUGCCGUACCUUAAUCACCAAAACUCGCGCAUCAUCAACAUCACCAGCGGUAUUACCCGUGCUGCAGGUCCAAAACAGAGCAUCUAUGCUGGCUCCAAGGGCAUAAUCGACAGUUUUACACGGUGCUGGGCCAAAGAUCUUCCGCCGAAGUAUGGCUGUACCGUCAAUGCGGUAGCCCCGGGGCCAAUCGAAACGGAGUCCCUGCUCGCAACUCCUAAGGAAGUGCAGGACGAUCUGAUCCCCGUCAUUCAGAAUACACCGGUGGCUAAACGGCUGGGCAAACCGGAUGAGGUUGCGUACGCUGUCGCUGUGCUGUGCGAGGACAGAUCGGGUUGGAUUAAUGGUGCAUGGAUCCCUGUAACGGGUGGCUUCGUGCUUAGUUAG